UUUCCGAGGCGUCUGAUUGGCUGCAGGUCACGUGAUUAACGGACAAACAGAUUGGGGCGAAGGGCUAUAUAAUUUCGGCCUGAGUCCAGCUUUAGUGCCUGUGCAGUGUUCACCAUGUGUUGAUAGUUUUUUCUUUUAUUAUUAUUAUUAUUGCUGCUGCAAAUGGGAAGGAAAAAAAAAACGGUGGCAAGCUUUAUCUGAAUCACUGAUGAAUUCUGCCAGCUGCACAUCAGGGCAGAGCGAUCUGUAAAGUGACACGAUGGAAGAAGGCAGCCCUGGGAUAAGCAGUGUGAAAUCACAUUCGAGUAAUGUCACUGCAAGAAAGAAUAGCUUCGAUAUGAAAGCUGGAGUAUUCCUUUGCGGGGUGGCCGGGGCGGCGGCGAUCGCCGGCUUCAGCACGACGCUGGCCGCCGCCAAGAACAGCGACUCGGCCCACUUCGCCAAGGGCGUGGCGGGCGGGGCCGCGGAGAUGCAGGAGGCAGGGACGGCCCUGGCACUGCGCGCCCUUCGGCGGGGCACCCUGUACGCGGUCGGAGGCUGCGGCAUCCUCUUCUGGGCCGUCUGGAAGCUCUCCGGAGCCAGCACCAUGCUGGAAUUCCGCGAGAAAGUGGGUUCGUGCCUGCCACGGAUACCCAAGAACGACCCGCCUCGAGGCAGGACAGAGUUUGAAAACCUGACGGACCUCUUGAAGUACCUGGGUGAAGGAGGACACGGCGUCAAACACUCGCCCGAGGACAAGUAGCGGUCUGUGCGGUACUUGGCUUGAUGCGUCUAGGCACUGAUUAGAGUGUGAUUGCUGGUGCAUCGACAAGAACAUUGUGUAAGCUGACUUUCAGAGGACAUUUGGCAUUUACCAGUGCAGAGGAUGUCUGAUUUUUUUUUUCUUCUUUUCACUAAAAAGUUAAGUAGAAGGGUGGCAAGCAACAGGAGUAACCUGGAAACGUAGGAGCAUUUUCAGCAACAGGAAAAAGGGAAUUUCUUAGGCAGUCAGAGAUUUUUUAUUUUAAUGAUUAGGUUUCUGAAAAAGUAAAGUUGUAUCAGAGAUCUAUUUUGAUUUGUACCAAUUUCAUGUACACACCUUUCUUCUCUCUUUCCAACAUAUCUAAGUUUUGCAAAUGUUACAAAGAGUUUUCUCCUAUUCCUUAUUACGUUGUAAGUAUAUCAGCACUUCGACCAUGCACAUUGAUUUCAGUGUUAUUGACUGUAAUAUGAUAAAAUAAUAGGCCUGCUCAAAUACUAGUUUUUGGAUGCGAAGCGAAUAUAAAACUGAAUGUUUAAAUUACUCGCAAAGUUCAUUCAAAUUGCAAAUAUUGUUUUCGGUGAAGCUGUAUUACACUUGUCUUAUUUUAUAAAAUACAAAAUUGAAGUAAAAAAAUAAUAAUUCAAAAAUUGGUAUGCCAAUUGGGCCUUAUGUAUUGUAAAGAAAAUUUAUUUAUUUGAGAGAAAUGUCAUUAGUAUAUUAUAAUUGCUGCUUAAAUACAAUAGACUUUAUGCUAAGAAUUUGUAUUAAUUACUCUAGACAUCACAAAUAUGACAAGUCUAGAAACAGUUUUGGAAUUAUAUGUGCUUACAUUUAACUUUAUUUAUAAAAGAGCUAUAUUGAAGACAAUUUAGUUCUUGGUAAUGAAAAUAAGUUGGUUCUUUAGAACAAUCGAAGAAGAACGUUUUGAGCAACGGACAAAACAGCACGUGAUGUAGUAAAGCUUCAAAUAAAACUUUAGUGAAGCUCGA
Messenger RNA from Bacillus rossius redtenbacheri, 1731 nucleotides. Its product is annotated as transmembrane protein 242. The record is from RefSeq and is a predicted model, not a curated record. NCBI's taxonomy places the organism in Eukaryota, Metazoa, Arthropoda, Insecta, Phasmatodea, Bacillidae. The transcript has 4 exons. The coding region runs from base 260 to 742 and encodes 160 amino acids.